AGUAACACAGACAAACGGUGGGGUGGACAAAAGGUAAAAGGAGUGAAGCAGAGAGAAAGAAAGAAAGAAAGAAAGAAGACAUAAGAUUGAAUUGAAGUGAAUGUGAAUGUGAAUGUGAAUGGGUUUGAUUUCUAACAGAAUUGAGAAACACGACAUCAAACCCGGCGAUCAUGUCUACACCUACAGAGCUGUUUUCUCCUAUUCUCAUCACGGCAUUUUUGUUGGGGGGAGCAAGGUAGUACAUUUCAGACCUGAUAGAAACUUUAAGUCAAUAACCGAGACAUCUUCAAACGUAGAUGAUCCAACACCAACCCCUUGUCCCACCUUUCCUGAUUGUGGAUUCAGGCAACCAAAUAGUGGAGUAGUUCUUUCUUGCUUAGACUGCUUCCUUCGAAACGGUUCUCUUUACUGUUUUGAGUAUGGAGUUUCACCAACACUUUUUCUUACCAGGAUAAGAGGUGGCACUUGCACUACUGCAUUACCCGACCCACCUGAAACUGUUAUCCAUCGCGCAAUGUAUCUUCUUCAAAAUGGUUUUGGUAACUAUGAUGUUUUUCAGAACAACUGUGAGGAUUUUGCAAUGUACUGUAAAACUGGUCUUUUGAUUGUAGACAAGCAAGGAGUUGGAAGAAGUGGUCAAGCUUCUUCUGUUAUUGGUGCUCCAUUGGCUGCAAUGCUUUCUUCUCCUCUCAAGUUGUUAAUGCCGAGUCCUGUUGGUAUGGCUACGGUAACAGCAGGAAUGUACUGCAUGAGUAGAUAUGCAACUGACAUUGGUGUUAGAAGUGAUGUGGUCAAGGUUGGGGUAGAAGACUUGGCUGUGAACUUGGGAUGGACGACUUGUUCCGAUGAGGAGGAGGUAGUUGGAGAUGGAACUGCAAAUUCACCGAUUAUCAUAUGAUUUAGCUAAAGUUAAUUCAUCCUUGUGCACAUGAAAACUUCUGCAUAUGUUAUUCUAAGUUAUUACACUAGUAAGUUGAUCGCAGAAUCAGAUGUGACCUUCAUUUUACAUCUGCUGAAUUAAUUAAUAUAUAAGGCCUUUAUCUUUUCUUUUUCUUUCCCCUUGUAUCCUUUACAAUAAUAGUUGGUGUCAAGUUACUCAUGUUGUACAUGGGAUGUAAUAGCAGUUAUACUUGUUGUAAUGACUAAUGAUGUUUAAUUAUAAGAUUAUUCUCUUUGAGAUGAUUUUCCAUUUGGUAGCUUAGAAGUGAUGCAAUCCUAUCUUCGAUUGUAACCGAACCACUUUGCUGUGCAGAUGAGAAAACUAUAUUGGCUUACUUGAAUA
Molecule: messenger RNA, 1282 nt
Organism: Medicago truncatula (barrel medic)
Lineage: Eukaryota; Viridiplantae; Streptophyta; Magnoliopsida; Fabales; Fabaceae
Product: protein LEAD-SENSITIVE 1
Exons: 2
Coding region: 119-898 (259 amino acids)
Source: RefSeq, a predicted model, not a curated record